AUGGCGACAUAUUUGAAAUUACGGCUUUCUAACCAACAAAACUAUGUGGAAAUCAAACUUUCACAUCCGGAAGAAACCUAUAACACUACUGCUGCUGCUGCUGGCGGUGAUCUUGACAUCAUCUGUUGUGUUGACGUCAGUGGCUCAAUGUCUGGUAGUCCUAUAAACAAUGUCUGUGAAGUCUUACGUGAUAUCUAUCAACGUACACAAAAAGAUUACCGUCUAUUCACAUACAAUACUCAGACAGAUGUGAAACGUACAUUAAAGACAUUAUCUGAACGAAAUGACAAUCUCCAAGCUAGUGGUGGAACCUCAUUUGCCUGCAUAUUCACUGCCAUAAAAGAUUAUCUUUUACAAAAUGCAUCAGCCAAAAAGCCAAUAACCUUCAUAUUUAUGACUGAUGGGCAAGAUAAUGAACCAAAUGGACCAGCAUUGCAGAAGAGUGUUCAGAUGUUAAAGUUGAUGUUAAGUGGAAUGACGAAUUCACCUCCCAUUACAUUUCAUGUAAUCGGUUUCGGUGAAGUAAACGAUGCAUUUCUUAAUCAAAUCCGAACAUUUGGUACUCGCCAAGGUCUCUUUCGUUAUUCAACAGAAUCCAAAGAAUUACAAAAUAAUUUUAAUGAUAUGUUUGAAUAUGCAUUGAAUGUUCGUCAAUUCACCAUUAAAUUCCCCAAUGGAAAGACUUAUACUGCAAAUAAUAUCGAUAACGAAACUGUUGGUUUUCUUACGAACGAUGGUGAUGAUCUCAAAACGGAACAAAUUUACAAGGAAAUCGAUCAACGUAUGAUGGAAUAUCGACAAUUAUUUACGCAAUUAAAAAUGACUCAAGUACCCGAACGUGUAAAAUUGCAAUUGAGUGCACUGAGACAUGAUCCAAUCUUUGCUAAUACACAACGAAAGAAGAAAUUAGAUUUAAGAGUCUAUAAGAAUGUCGAUUAUUUCAAAAAAACAAAUAUCAGUGGGAUAUUACAAGGAUAUAAAGAUUCUAUUACAUCGGAUACAUGGCAAAAGAUCCAAGAACAGAAACAGAAUUGGGUGGAUACCUACUCCAAGGAAGAUAUAUAUGAAAUUAUGAGAAAAUCAUCGGAUAAUAUUUUAUGUUUGGGUAUUUUUGUUCAACGUGACGAAGAAGUCAUCAACAACCCCGCGAAAGGUUUAAAACUUUUAAAGGUGACCAAUACUAUUAUUUCAUAUGAUUCGUUUAUCAAUGGAAUGAAUCUAGCAAAAAAUAAUCAACAAGUCCAAGGACAAUUCACUACUCUAAAUGAUCUCUAUUCCAUCGCUGGUGCUCUCGCCGAUGAACAAAUCAAUGCAGUCAUACCCUUGUAUAUCAACGAUGAACAUAUGAAGCGAAUACGUAUUCUUGAAGGCAUUUGGCUUGGUUAUCUCUAUACCUUAGAUAGUUACGGAUAUGAUAAACAACAGGAAGUUGCACUUUUAAAAUUACUCUAUGAAAUUAUUCAACAACGUACGAAUACACAACGGCAAAAACAAGUCUUAAUCGAACUGGAGAAAGUAUGUCGAUUUAUAAUCGAUGAAUCCCAAGGUUUUAAAACUGCGGAACAAUUUGGUGAGAAGACCUAUGAAAAAUUAUUGAAGCGACUACCCAUUGCCAGUACUCAAGAGUAUGAUUUAUCUAUACCACUGAUGAUUGGUUAUUUAAGAAAUGAUCUUACAUCCAUAUAUGUCAAACUUGAAACUUGA
Messenger RNA from Rotaria sp. Silwood2, 1704 nucleotides. NCBI's taxonomy places the organism in Eukaryota, Metazoa, Rotifera, Eurotatoria, Philodinida, Philodinidae. The record is from the annotation of a GenBank genome assembly.